Cephus cinctus (wheat stem sawfly) is the source of this 3564-nucleotide messenger RNA. RefSeq names its product protein naked cuticle homolog 2 (gene nkd). Bases 1607 to 3229 code for a protein of 540 amino acids. Gene Ontology annotation, cellular component: cytoplasm. Gene Ontology annotation, molecular function: calcium ion binding. The transcript has 7 exons. Gene Ontology annotation, biological process: negative regulation of Wnt signaling pathway. NCBI's taxonomy places the organism in Eukaryota, Metazoa, Arthropoda, Insecta, Hymenoptera, Cephidae. The record is from RefSeq and is a predicted model, not a curated record.
UGUCAUUAGCACGCUUCGUAUUUUCGCGCUUGGUUAGGCUACUGUGAGUUUCCUUUAGCUGCCGAUAGGGUCGCUGUAGUCGCGUAGCAUUACCUCUUGGAAAAUUGGCGGAUACACUUUGAACAAACGCUUUUCACAAUAUUUCAAACAACACGGAGAUUAGGCUAAAACGGAGCAAAGAUUGUCAAGAAUGGAUUACGAAAGGAAGUCUCGAACUUUUACAUGCUCUUCGAUAUUUAACCUCGAAGUAAUGGCCGGUUUUGUGGGCCAAGCGUGCGACUUAAAUUUCACUGGUAAUAUUAGACCGUAGACAUUUCAUAGAAUUGAUGUUACGUAGAGUCUGAUAGAGGAGCUCCACGAAGUAUUUCGGCUAGUUGGAACAUCAAUGAUUCCAUGUGCUCUAUUAUAGCGUAUGCAGGCGAUAAUGUGUUGAGGCCGGACACGUAGGACGGUGGGUGGCUGUAGAAGAGCAUAAAGUGUCCGAGAUUUCUUCUGUGUCAGUUCGCCGUGAGAGUUCUUGCACAAGGAAGAUAACGCUACGGCGGAAAACGUUUGUACGAGAGACAUGGCCUCUGUCUCUUUUUCAGUGCCGUCAAAAGCGAAGGAUGCACAUCGUUAACCACAUCAACAACAAAACUUGACCAAUAAAAAUAUAUUCCCAGAAAAAGCGAAGCUUCUAAACAAACAAGUGUGAACCCGCGAUCUACGGUACUGUCGCUCCGAAGUGGGGACGCCACUCGUAGUAGGGGCGAUAGGAGAAGGAACGACGAGGAGGGGAACGAGGAUUACAGUGAACGUGGUUUAGGCGAGGGCGAUUUCUCGAGGUAGUCAAACCACGACCGUAGAUGCAGUGACACGAGUGGCGGCGUAUAGUGUGUUCCGUAUACCCGCCAUCGGGGUCCUUUUAAACACGUUAGCAGCCACCACAAUACAAGAAACUACAGUGUGGCAUUGUGGAUCUCCGAUACGUAUAAAAAUAAAGAAACCACAGUGUCCCUCGGAUGACGUUCAUUAAACGAAGUAAGAAAAGUCAGUGAAAUCUUCGGCCUGAAGACUGAAGUACAAAACUCUUUGAUACCAUAACAUAAGAUAUUAAUGGGCCUGUACGUUCAUCGGGCAUAAACUUGUACACAGCUAGACACAACUUUAAUAGGAUAACACGCGACUUUUUUUUUUAAUAGCAUAAAUGCAAUUAGGCCGGCAGAAAGUACGUACGCGGACGUUAGUCCCUGCUGUUGUGUAUGAAGUGUAUACAGAAGUGGAGAAGGUCCGGAGCGCUCGGUAGUGCAUUACCAGUCUGGCGUAACCUUUGAAGUUCGGUAGUGAAGUGACGACGAUAUAACCGAGCGCCAGAGAAAAUAUACAAGAGCAUAAGCCUGUAAACGCUCGCGAUCCAAUAAUAACGAUAAUUACGAGGGAGCCGUGAGAGCAACGAGAGCAAUAACAACCCAACAAAAUAACGGCAACAUUAACAGGCUUCCCUGUCUCACCUACCUCAGGGUAAAAGUGAGUAGCGAGUGAGUGAGUUAGUGAGGAAGUGAAGAAAAACAAAAAAAAAACAAGGGGGACCACUCGGGAAGUGUGCGUGUUUACGCAUGAGGACCCCAUGGCUACCGGAUUGGUGAAGUGGUGGCGAGCGAGGUUCCUUGCAGGCUACAAGCCCUUUUCUGUUGUCGGAGGUGGGGCAGAGGGUAGCGAUGCCGAGGAACUUUUGGCAAGCGUCGCGACGCCUUGUAACAGUUCACCACCGCCGCCGCCGCCUCUCCUUACACCGCCGGAAUCGCCAGUCACACUCAAUACUCCAAACAGUCCGACGCCACCGGCUGCCAACGACGAGCAGGCAAAUUCAAAUGCUACCAGGCAACUCAGUUUCGAGGAAUUCGAAUGCGACGUCUCGGUGGCUGAAGGCGAUAGACGGAGACAGGAGUUUUCUUUUACCCUCUACGACUUUGAUGGUCAUGGGAAGAUAACGAAGGAUGAUAUAGCCGGGCUGGUCACCACGAUCUACGACACGCUGGGUGCCUCCAUUCAAGUGCCGCCCUGCGGCAGUAAAACGAUUAAAGUCAAGCUGACCGUAUCUCCUGACCAGCGCGCCACUCAGGCUCACGCAACGCCUCAAACAAAUCCCCCGAAUCAAGGACCGAGCCAGGCUUCGAAUUCGCCCUCUUGCUGCCACGUGAAGCACGUCACGUCCUGUAGCCACGGGACGCACGGAACCCACGGGACUCACGCGUCGCGACGUCUUCCACGGCGAAGACGAGCCCCACGGCAUCGCUGUAAGUCGGAGCACGCGGCCGACAGCCACAGCGAGGACGAUGCUGAGAACGUGCCGACGAGUCAGUCGAAGCAGGAGGAAUUGAGGAGGAGGGUAGGACCGGUGCCGCAUCUUCAGGCGCCCUACUCGAACAGCUCAGAGGGUGACGUGAGCGACGACAGCGACGCUACUCCAUCCCUUACACCCUUGACACCUCUCACACCCCUUGUGACGAACCAGCGUAAGCGCAGCGGGGCCAUGCAGAGGCAGCAGCUGCUCGAAAUCAUCCAGGCUAACAUGGAAAAGAAUAAUCUCAGUUUUCACGCAUCUAGGAAACGACAUCAGACCGAGCAGCCACGCAUUCCUCUUAGAAGCCCCUACACGGAACCUUCGAGUCCCUGCGUCCAAAGGUGCAGACCACCGCCGGCAGUAAGACAUCCAACGACCUACCACAAACCAGUACGGGAAAACACACAUCAUCAUCCCUCCUCGUUGCCUAAAGUACCCGGGAAAUCCCGAGGGAACGUUCGCAAGCCACGUGGACAUCUAGCUCCUCCUACGAACACACCGACUCAUCCGAUGCGCAAUCAUCAUCAUCCUCAACCACCUCGCGUACCACCUCGCUUAGCGCACCCGCCACCCACCCAGAACGUAGUCACUCCCAUGGCCAAUGAUAAUCCUCAGCCGACGGCAAACGUCGAGCGAGCCUCGAAUGGCACGAACAAUCAGCAGCAACGCACCGAGAACAGCCAGCACGUCCAGUCCCAGCAGAGCGGCAAGGGAGCCAAGAAGCACCAGCUCAAACACGCAACAAGAGAACAGGACCAGGCCAGAGCCAUGGCGCAGGUCGUUCGCUGGCUGGAACGUGAAUUCUCACAAGGAACGGCAGCCGCUGCUGCUGCUGCCGGCCGUAGACACGUUCACGAGCACAUUCAUCAUCACUAUCAUCACUAUCAUGCCGAAGCUCUUGUAUAGGGCUUGCAUCUCUUUACACUCCUUGGCGCAAUCCUAUUUGCGCUUCUACCGCUCUGUCGCCAAUCUUUCUUUCUUAUACAUUUUCAUCUCCGCCGUACAUAACGCGUGAGGAAAUCAUUGUACAUAUAUACCAUGGUGUAUACCUAGGUGGAUCUGAAAGGAACAUUUUUUUACGGUUCUGCGCUCUGUGCUAACGAUCAAUUGCGUCAUUCUUUAUACACAUAUAUACGUAACCUAUUAUUGAAAAAGGCCUAGGUCAGAUAGGCGGUCAGUGCCUGUGCCCGACUGUGAGCUUAAACGACCAAGAGAAAUAUAUAUAUAUAUAUAUAUAUAUA